Molecule: messenger RNA, 1359 nt
Organism: Mobula hypostoma (lesser devil ray)
Lineage: Eukaryota; Metazoa; Chordata; Chondrichthyes; Myliobatiformes; Myliobatidae
Gene: gtf2h3
Product: general transcription factor IIH, polypeptide 3
Exons: 13
Coding region: 232-1068 (278 amino acids)
Biological process (GO): regulation of DNA-templated transcription; nucleotide-excision repair
Cellular component (GO): transcription factor TFIIH core complex; transcription factor TFIIH holo complex
Source: RefSeq, a predicted model, not a curated record
GGUUUCAAUGAGAUCCCCUGCAUUCUUCUAAGUUCCAGUGAGUACAGGCCUAAAGCUGCCAAAUGCUCCUCAUAUGUUAACCUCUUCAUUCCUGGAAUAAUUCUCGUGAACCUCCUCUGGACUCCCUCCAAUGAUGAAGAUGUCAACCUCCUGGUUAUCGUGGUGGAUGUCAACCCCGUUUGGUGGGGCCAGCAGAUCCUGAAAGAAUCCCAGUUCACCCUCUCGAAAUGUAUGGAUGCAGUGAUGGUGAUGGGAAACUCACACCUAGUGAUGAGCCGCAGUAACAAGCUGGCGAUUAUAGCAAGUCACAGUCAGGAGAGUCGUUUCCUAUACCCAAGUAAACAGUGGAAAUCGGGAAGCUUUUCCGAUAGUGGUGGCACCACCUCUGCCGAAUCGACUCUGUCCAGCAGCAAGGACGGUAAGUUCGAGCUCUUGGCAUUGGAAAACGACAUUGUCACCGAGGAGAUCAAAGAGCUGAUGGCAAAAACUGAGGUGAGAGCCCAUCUAACGGAAACCUUGCUGGCUGGAUCUUUGGCAAAAGCUCUGUGCUAUAUUCACAAAGUGAAUAAGGAGAUGAAUGCCAGCCACGAGCUAAAGUCCCGAAUAUUGGUUAUUAAAGCCGCUGAGGACUCUGCUGCUCAAUAUAUGAAUUUUAUGAAUGUUAUCUUCGCAGCGCAGAAGCAGAAUAUUCUGAUUGAUGCAUGUGUUCUGGACUCUGAUUCUGGACUCCUGCAGCAGGCUGCGGAUAUAACCGGCGGAUUAUAUUUAAAAAUACCACAGCUGUCAGCAAUCACCCAGUAUCUGCUGUGGAUGUUCCUGCCAGCGCCAGAGCAGAGGUCCCAGCUCGUCCUUCCUCCCCCAGUUCAUGUGGAUUACAGAGCUGCCUGCUUCUGCCACCGAAACCUGAUCGAAAUCGGCUACGUGUGUUCUGUCUGCUUAUCCAUAUUUUGCAACUUUAGCCCUAUUUGUACAACAUGCGAAACUGCCUUCAGAAUUGCCCUGCCACCUGUACUGAAAGCCAAGAAGAAGAAGCCAAGACCCCCGACACUGAAUUACCUGGCGAGCUGACACCAGCGGACUGAACUCGAUUCAAGCCCCUCCUUCCACUGGGACUUCUGCUCUUCCAGCUGCCUCUGGAGCCUGUGGAAUCGGUGCGAUAAUCCACUGGCAAAGCUCACACACUCCUUUCGGUUGCCGAUAUAAGGAGUUGUGACACAGUUUUAAACUCCAGAUGUUGUGCCGUUGGUGGAAUGAGAACAAACCCGCAAACUUUGGGUCUUUUUUGACCAAUUUGUGCCCUUUUGUAAAUGCUCACAUUUGUAAUAAAUGCAGAGAGGAUUUUGGAAAUUUGCCCCUGCA